AUGUUCUUUCUUUCUUUCUUCUCUCUAUCUUUCUUUUCUGUCUUUCUUUUCUUUCUAUUUAUUUCCUCCUUUCUCAUCUUUUCUUUCUUUCCUCCUUAUUCUGUUUCUUUCUUUCUUUCUUUCUUUCUUUCUUUCUUUCUUUCUUUCUUUCUUUCUUCUCCCUAUCUUUCUUUUCUGUCUUUCUUUUCUUUCUUUCUAUUUUUUCUUCCUGUCUCAUCUUUUCUUUCUUUCCUCAUUAUUCUCUUUCUUUCUUUCUUUCUUUUUCUUUCUUUCUUUCUUUCUUUGUUUUUAUCUCUCUUUUCUUUCUUUCUUUCUUUCUUUCACUUUCUCUUCCUUUCUUUCUUUCCACAUUUUUCUGUUUAUUUUUUCUUUCUUUCAUUUCUAUUUUUGUUACUUUCUCUUCCUGUUUCUUUCCUCAUUAUUCUAUUUCUUUUUCUUUCUUUCUUUCUUUCUUUCUUUAUUCUGUUUAGUCUUUUCUUUCUUUCUUUAUUUUUACUUUUUCUUCUUUUAAAUUUCUUUUUUCUUUUCUUUUUACCCUUUCUUCUUCUUCUUUUUAAAUUUCCUUUUCUUUCUUUCUUUCUUUCUUUCUUUCUUUCUUUCUUUCUUUCUUUCUUAUCUUUUUUACUUUCUCUUCUUCUUAUUAAAUUUCUUUCUUUCUUUCUUUCUUUUCCCUAUCUUUCUUUUCUGUCUUUUCUCUUUUUAAUCUUCCUCUUUCUUUCUUUCUUUCUUUCUUUCUUUCUUUCUUUCUUUUUAUGUUGUACAAACUUUACAAUACUUUCUUUCCUUCAUGACACUUCAUCUCUCUCUCUCUCUCUCUCUCUCUUUCAUUUUUCAAUCUUUGUUGCCACUCACUUGCUUAUGAUUGGUACUUUCUUUUUCUUUUUCUCUUUUAACUCUUCAUUUCUCUCUAUUUUUUCUUUCUUUCUCUGUUCUUUUCUCCGUUUUCUUGAUCACUUUUCUCUUUGUUUCUUUCUUUUUUCUCUUCGUUUCUUUCUUUUUUCUCUUCAUUUCAUUUUCCUUUCUUUCUUUUUUUCUCUUCAUUUAUCACUCUUCACUCUAUGUCAGUUUCUCUUUCUUUUUUUGUCAUUGUUUUCUUUUCUUCUGCUCUUCUCUUUGCUCAGACUUUCUUAUUUUUUUCUUCCUUUUCUUUUUUUUUUGUCUUCAUCUCUCUUUUUUUAUUUUCGUAAUGUUCGCUCUUUCAUAACUUUUUUUAUUUUUUCUUCCUUUACUUUUUCUUUCUUUUUCUUUUCAUCUCUCUUUUUUAUCAUUAUAUCAGCCUCUCUUUCAUGA
Molecule: messenger RNA, 1290 nt
Organism: Acanthosepion pharaonis
Lineage: Eukaryota; Metazoa; Mollusca; Cephalopoda; Sepiida; Sepiidae
Source: the annotation of a GenBank genome assembly